CUUCUCUUUUCUUUAUAAGCCAACUGAACACCAAAAACCGAUUCCAUAAGCCCGUCGCUAAUCAGCCAGGCAGCUGCUCCCAGCAUGGACGACGACGCCGUUUUCUUCCCGCCGGACUCCGAUCUCGACAUCAGCUUCACCAGCUGCGCCUCCGCCGCCACCGACAGGACCUUCUCUUCCAGCGCGCGCAGCAGCCUCGCCCGCAGCAGCCUUACCCUCAGCUUCAACGAGUCCCGCCUCUCCGCCGCCGCUUGCGCCGCCAAGGCCGCCGAACCCUGUCUCCACCGCCGGAAGUCGGACGCCAACUGGUCGGCCAUCAAGGCGGCUACGACACUCUCCUCCGACGGCGCUCUCCACCUCCGCCACCUCAAGCUCCUUCGCCACCUUGGCACCGGAAACCUCGGGCGCGUCUUCCUCUGCCGCCUCCGCGACUACGACUCCGCCAGCUUUGCCCUAAAAGUCGUCGACCGCGAGUCUCUCUCCGCCAAGAAGCUCUCGCAAGUCGAAACGGAGGCUCGAAUCCUCUCUAAUCUCGACCAUCCGUUUCUCCCUACGCUCUACGCUCAUCUGCAGGUCUCGCACUACACUUGCCUCCUCAUCGAUUUCUGCCCAAACGGCGACCUCCACUCUCUCCUACGGAAGCAGCCGCGCAACCGCCUGCCGGUCCCCGCCGUCCGGUUCUUCGCCGCCGAGGUGCUGGUGGCGCUCGAAUACCUCCACGCUCUCGGCAUCGUCUACCGCGAUCUCAAGCCGGAAAACGUGCUGAUCCGCGAGGACGGCCACAUUAUGCUCUCCGAUUUCGAUCUCUGUUUCACCGCCGAUGUAUCGGCGAGGCUCCAGAACCGCGUGGUGGCCUCCGCCAAAACCCGGCGGCGAUGCUGCUUUGGUUAUCGCCGGCAGCCCGAGCAGGAAGAGAUCGUGAGUGAGUUUGUGGCCGAGCCGACGACGGCAUUCUCGAGGUCCUGUGUCGGGACGCACGAGUACUUGGCACCGGAGCUAGUUUCAGGUAACGGCCACGGAAACGGUGUUGACUGGUGGGCGUUUGGGGUGUUCAUAUACGAAUUACUCCACGGCGCGACACCGUUUAAGGGAGGGAGCAAAGAGGCCACCCUGCGCAACAUAGCAUCAACCAAAGGCGUCAGAUUCCCGGCGCCGGAGGGGGAGGCCGACGAAAGGGGAACGGCGGAGGCCAAGGACCUGAUAGAGAGGCUUUUAGUGAAGGACCCUAGGAGGAGGCUAGGGUGUGCCGGGGGUGCGACGGAUAUUAAACGUCACCCAUUUUUCGACGGAAUCAAGUGGCCCUUGAUCCGUACAUACAAGCCGCCGGAGGUUCGCGGCCUAGUGGUCCGGCGGACCAAGUCGCACGUGAGUCACGUAACUGGAGCGUCGUUAAUCCCCAAGAGACGGCGUUGGUGGUGGAAGGGGCUGAGUUAUAUUACCAGAAAAAAUAAGGUGUCUAAGCGCAAUCUAAACUCUAACCAAAACUACCAUUCUUAUAGCAAUGGUAGCAAGGUUAGAAAAUCAACAUAGAGACCACACUUUGAUUGCUUGUACCAUUUGUGUUUGCCAUACAUUUUCAUCAUACUUUGUAAAGUGAAAGAGUUGAGAGAAAAGAACAAAAGGGUUAAAAAAGUUUUGAUGGAGUACUUCUUUGGUUUUGUCCAAUUUUUCUUCAUGUAUUGACAAUUUUGAUAU
Messenger RNA from Diospyros lotus (date-plum), 1695 nucleotides. Its product is annotated as serine/threonine-protein kinase WAG1. Gene Ontology annotation, cellular component: nucleus; plasma membrane; cytoplasm. The record is from RefSeq and is a predicted model, not a curated record. Bases 85 to 1530 code for a protein of 481 amino acids. Gene Ontology annotation, molecular function: ATP binding; protein serine/threonine kinase activity. Lineage: Eukaryota; Viridiplantae; Streptophyta; Magnoliopsida; Ericales; Ebenaceae. The transcript has a single exon. Gene Ontology annotation, biological process: protein phosphorylation.